UGACUGAUGAAAAUAAGGAGUUAACACCACCUCAAGGUUCACAUGAAAAUAUACUUGGUGAAGAUGGAAUUCAACCGCUUAUGUCAUUACCAAGUAGUGAACCUCAAGACUUGCAAGAAACACAAACAAAUGUACUACCUGAUUCAGGUUUUGUUAGUGUGACGACCGAUGGAAACCAUUCCAGAGCGCCUCAAGAUUCUCAAGAAAAUAAGUUUGUGGAUGUAAAUCUCGAUGAGGAUGAACUUCGAAAUGACAUUGCAUCUGGCAUGAAGACUGAAAGUACUGAUUCUAUUGUAAUUACUAUUUUAACUUAUUUCUUCUCUCUUUAAUGUACGAUAUACAUACAGUAUUUUGUGCUCAUUUUGAUUUUAGUUUUAACUAAUUUAAAUUUCAUCCCCAUGAUAGGUAGAUGAGAUGGGUACAACUGUGGAUGAGGCAAGGCCAUGGAAUAUUUCGAGUUCUGUCACUGAAUGGUUUGUAACUCCAUUAAGGAUGAGAGUAAAUGAUAUUCUUUGGAUGUAUCUGAUCUGUUGUGGAUUUCUACUAUCUACCGGCACAAUACCAAUGAGCUAUUUGCAAAGGAAUAACCUUCAGCUAUUCCCCAUCAUCCCACCAGUAGAGGGCUUCCAUGGUCAGCACGAAAACUCCCUACCAACAGAAAAUAGGUUUAGGGAGAGUCUGGAAGACGAUGAUGAGUUUGAAAACUACAUUUCAUCUGGCAUGAAGGCUGAAGCUGAAAGAACAGCAAAAUCACUCCGUGCAUCUAUGGCACACGAAAUGGGCACACCUGUAAAUGAAGCAACACCAUCAAGUAUUUCAAGUUCUAUCUUAGAAAUGCUUAAAAUUCCAUUAGGAAUAAGGCUGACAGUAAAUGAAAAGAGGUCUUUGAGAUAUUUUUUUCAAUCUGUCGCCGGCUUUGAUGAUAAGAUGGCCCAACGACUCCUGCUGCAUUGUACAUCAUCUAACCAGCUGCAUCAACCAAUAAGAAUCGAUUAUGUUGCAGUGAGACGUGGCUUGGCUAAAGCAUUUACUGCUGACACUAACCGUAACGUUUUAUACAUACCGACAACUUACCAAUCUUAUCAGGAUUUUGAAGUAGAGUUCAAGAAAAUUGUUAGAAAGAACACCUGGUGGUUCUGAAAAGGAAUAAAAGCACUGUUAUCAUCAGAUUAGGUUAAGGUUAACUAACAAAAGUACACAAUAUUGACAGUGGUACAAGGCAGAUGUAAUACUAAUUACAUUAAAAAAUAUCACUGUCAAUAUUGUUUUACAAUUUCUUUAACAAAUAAAUUGUAAGUCUACAGAAAUUUACAUCAUAAUUCUACUUAUCUAAGUUAUAUUGCAUUAUUAUCAUCAUUUUGCUUAUUGUAAUUUUUUUUAUAAAAAUUCAAUUAAUUGUAUUGUUUCUUUAAAUUUAAUUUAUAUUACUUAUCAUAUCAGCAGAGGAAGUUUCAAACACUAACAGGUAUAUUUUCAACUCAGAUACCGAGAACGCUUUAGAGUGACUGAGUCAAUCAUUAAAACCACUAAUACAGCAGAACCUUCCUUUGGGACAUCCCUAUUCAAGGGGCAUCCCUAUUAUGGGGAUACUUUUCUGUGAAACAAGGGACUAUAUAUAUAUCUGUUGACACUACAGCCAACCCCUAUUAGAGGCACUUCUAUUGGGUGGCAUAAUUUUCGAGUGUGUCAAAUGGUAAAAUCAUUUUAACACCUAAAGGGUUACUUAUUUUUGUUAUUUUAUCAUAACAACUACAGUAGUCUCAAAAUUCUUUUGAAUUUAUAUUUUGUCCUUUUGCGUCAUAAACUUUAUCAUCAAACCAGAAUUUUUCCUCUCAAUAUCUAAAAUGGACAUCAGUAUG
Anneissia japonica is the source of this 1859-nucleotide messenger RNA. RefSeq lists its product as uncharacterized. NCBI's taxonomy places the organism in Eukaryota, Metazoa, Echinodermata, Crinoidea, Comatulida, Comatulidae. Bases 415 to 1140 code for a protein of 241 amino acids. The record is from RefSeq and is a predicted model, not a curated record. The transcript is spliced from 6 exons.